Molecule: messenger RNA, 4219 nt
Organism: Physella acuta
Lineage: Eukaryota; Metazoa; Mollusca; Gastropoda; Physidae
Product: putative serine/threonine-protein kinase CA_C1728
Biological process (GO): protein phosphorylation; signal transduction
Molecular function (GO): protein kinase activity; ATP binding
Source: RefSeq, a predicted model, not a curated record
CGUAAAAAAAAAAAGUCCAAAAGAAAACAACUUCGAAAGUAGGGGCUAGAACAAGAUUCUAGAUCUACUAUUAGAUCUAGAUCUACAAUUUUAGGGUCUAACUUUUUAGCCUUGGUUUAGUACUCAACCACUGACUGAUAGAUCUAAACUAACCCAGUUUUAUACUAAGCUGAAACAAUGUGUAAUGAACUGUAAGUUUGAAGAAUGAACGUACGCCUAUCCUCCCCUAUCCAAGAGUCCAUAGACUUGUGCUUCAUCAAUGGACAGCAAAUUUUCUGCUCAGGAAAUUGGCCCAGAUGAAGAUCAUCAAAUUCGCAGACAUGUAAAUGCCAAACAUAUAAAAGUUUUGGAUACAGAAACAAGCAAAUGGAAAAGGGGAAUAUCAUUUGUUGAAAGACAGUGUCCAAAGAUUGCAUUGUUUUUAAAUGAUGUUCCACAUUUACGCCUUCAGGAAGGAACAUAUGGCUUUAUUUGGGAUAAGAAUCUCCAACCCUCUGAUGGUCGGUAUGAGGCUGGAGAACACUACUGUGGAACAAGAGAGCCACCUAGAAAAAGUGUCCAUGGUACAGUUUCAUUUUACCGUGACGGCAUGACAGGUGCUAAAUUUGCUAUUAAAACUUUGGAGGAGAAUGCCCACUUUCAUCCCAAUGAAAUUAGGGUUGGCCUUACUAUUGAGCACCCUAACAUCUGCUCUGUAUAUGGAAUCAUCAUCCGAGCACAUCGCAUUCAUAUACUCUUAGAACAUGCAGGUUCACCAUUGAAUGAAGAAAGAACUUGGAUUACACAGUCACCACAGCGUAUGCUUCUGGCUGCAAAACAAAGUUUUCAGGCCUUAGAGGUUUUGCAUCUCAAUGGAUUUGUUCAUUGUGACAUUAAACCUGAUAAUAUAAUGAUAUCAAAGAAAUGCAGUGACUUUACUGUGAAACUAAUAGACUUUGGCAGCUGCCAGGCAGUUGGCGCUGGACUGCCAGAACAUGCUCAUACCACACUGUAUUACUGGUCUCCAGAAAUGUGGCUUUCACUUGACCAGAAGAAACAAGUGAUCUGUCGAUUUGCUAUGGAUGUUUAUGCGAUGGCUUUGACAUUUUAUUUUGUGCAGACAUCCAAUCAUUUAAUUCAGAUGCUUAAUGAGAAAGAAGUUAAAAAUCUUAUGGUGGAAAAUCCAGAUUUUAUUCUGCUGAUUGCACUUCCAGAAACCAUUCCCACUGAACUUAGGGCAGUCAUGCGGCCAUGUCUUGCAGGUUGUCCUGAAGCUCGAUGGAGCGCCGAGCAAGCAGUCCGGCAGCUAACAGAAGACACGCUGACAUCGGUAGAAAACUACAAGGAUAAAUUUGAAAGAUUAUAUGCUCUGCUUAAAAGCAGUCCAUCAGAAGUAUCUGCCAAAACAGUAUUUGGAGAGCAAGCUCCUUCAUUCACUAGAGAUCAGCCAGAAGGGGUGCAGUAUUUUGUUGGUAACAGUAAAGGGCCAGAGAAAAAAGAGAUAACGCCAGCAAAAAACAGAAAGAGUAUUGCAUUCACAGCUAGUAAGUGUGGUAGAUCUGCUAAAUGUAAAAAGACAAUGAAAUCUAUAGUAAAAGUGAAAUCUCCCCGGAACAAUUCCCUUGAAAGAAAUGUUGGCAAUCUCUACCAGCCUUGUUCACUUUUAACAAAGUUGGAAAAAACUUCAACUCAUGCUAACUUUGAGCCAUCAACUGAUGAAAAAGCAUAUUCUUGCUCUAUUUUAUUGAAAAAUCUUGCGCUACAAGUUCAACCUUCUGAGAAGAAAAAAGCCAUUGCAGAAGAAAUAGCAGGUAAUAGGACUGUGAGUCCACUGGAAGGCAUUUUCACCCAGUGUGAUAUGAGUAAAGAUUCAAGCAUGAAAUCUUUAAAUGUGAAAAAAAACAUUAGUACAAAGAAGUUGAGCAUGGAAACUUUAAAGUUUUCUAUGGUUCAAUGUGAUCAAACAGAAUUUUUGUCAAGUGGAAAAAUUAUUGACAAGAUACAGAGCAAAGCAAAGAGUGAGCAAGGCGCUAAGUCAGUCUUGCAUAACAAUAGCAAGCACAUAAAAACCAAAGGAUCUCCCCCUGAGUUAAACAUUGAAACAAGAGAUGCAAUCCUUGAGUCCCAAAAAUCAAGCUCUAAUGCCCAGAAUGUAACUCAACCAUUCCCAGAAAUAACAGAUAUCAGAGUACAUCCUCCAGUGCAUGAAGUAUCUGAUGGUCUUGACACCAGAGAGAAUCUCAAUGUGGGGGAUGACAUGGACUUUGUGAUUGAUGCACUGGGACCAACUAUUCUCACAGGAAAUGAUGAUGACAUUCUCAACAACUGGGUUCAAAUGCUAGAGAAAGAUGAAGCAACAGAAAAAAGCUCUAGUGUAGAGGCAGCCAUAGAUGUGAACCUUGAUCAGUUCAGGAGUGAGGCCUCUGUGCCAGCAGAGGAGGCCAUGGAUACAGAUGAAAGUGACAGUAAGGUUGGGAUGUCAAGCAUGAAACAUCAGGGAAUAAGUAGAAAACGCAUGUCUUAUCCUUUGGAAACACAUCCAAUUCCAGAAAAAACUAUUUGUCCUGAUCGUGAUCAGAUUUUGCCAAAUUUUGAAGAAAUCUUGCGUUAGCUUUUUUAAUGUCUGACUGCAUGACCACACAUUAAAUUUAGACAAGUAUUUCACAGCCUCACCAGGUGUUUUACUAGUUCUGGGUGAAGAAGAAAACUGGAUCUCCAGAAUUUUCAUUUGUCAAUAUUGACAAAAUGUUUUAGGGUCAUGGAACAUUUCUUAUGCUGGUUGACAUACUUUCUUGAAAAGCAGAGUAAAUAAAUAUAAUGGUUAUGUUUCCAGUGCAACUUUUAUUAAAAAAACCUCAAAACCAUCAUGCUACUAAUUGCAGAUUUAAAUAAUGUACCACUCUUAAUCCACCAUUGGGUAUGGUAAAGAGAUGGAAGUACUACUAAGUGUUUCUUUUUCAGUUAAGAAAAUAUGUCUAUCUUAUCAGCUAAUGUUCUUAAUUAUAUUGUUAGUAGUCACAUUAAUUAGAAGUGAUCUAAGCUUGUGACCACCUUUUAAACUCAAAUUAGGAGGUUGGUAUGGUUUCUAAACCAAAAAGUCCCAAGUUCAAACCCCCAAGCAGAUGAGGCUUGAUAAUUGUGGACAGCAACCCAUCUGAAGAGAAAACUCCAAAAUCAAACAGCUGCUGCCUUGCAGCUUGUCUUGGGAAGGCAAAGGCUAUCAAAGCAAAGCCAGAAAGAAAAGCAGGCUGAAAUUUGAGUCAACUGGCCAUAUGGCACAUAACAUGUUGACACAUAAUACUUGUGUUGGAUAAAAUCUCCUCCAUUACAAUUAAAAACAGAGAAGAGAAUAUUUAUAAUCCAGUUUGUAUGAGAAAUCAUUUCCAGUUCUCUGUAUAACUGGAAUUAAAGGAUAGGAUAUAGAUCUAAUAUUUAAACAAUGUAAAUGUUUAUAAAAGUGGUUUUGCUGUAGUGAUAAAAUAUUUUAUAUUAUUGUACAAAAUGAUCUUUAAACAAUACUUCAGGAAUUUGCAAGAUUGAAGCUGUUUGAUUGUACAUUCUAUUGUCCAUCAUUUUUAAAAAAAACUGUUCACUUAAUUGACUGAUGGUGUAUAAAAAUUAUACCUGCCUAUAUACAUUUAUAUAUGUAUUUAUGUCCAAAAAAGUGUAUUAAUGCUUUCCCUGUUUGAAAUUUCAAUGUAAUUUAAUGUAAAAUUAAUAAAAUGUAUGUAAAAAACCUGUUGUAUGAUGUUUAUGAUGCCCUCUGUUACCAUGGUAACACGAGCUCACAGAUCUUUCAAGAACUUGUUAUGUUUUUCCCAGAUUGAAGAUAAACACAAUUUUUAUCUGGACACUUGUCAUCUCUAGUCAAAUACAUUGUAAACUAAUGUCCAAGCAGCAUUGACAUGACUUCUUACACCAGAGUAAAUAGCUAUUUCAUUAGGCAUGAAAGAGAUUGUAUCUACAACAGCUACUUAGCAUACUUGUUUGAUAUUAAUACUUGAGCCAUAUUUAGCUGUAUGAUCACCAUUGAGCUGGUUUGUGGUGCCCAGUUCACCAUGAAGCUUUUAGGUGGGACCCAGAUCUGAAUGGAGAUGAAAGCUCUACCUAGAUUUGAAAUGAGCUGUUAAGCUGUGACCCUAUUCCUUAUUACUGUUUUAAGCUUUAACAAUAUUCAUGUAUUGAUCAUGUUUGCACAUAAAAUGAUGUACAAUGUUAUUGAAAACAGAAAAUAAACUUG